CAUACUUCUUGGUUCUGAACAGCCGAGAGGUUUACUGUGACAGAUUUGAAGUCACAUCGGAUAGUGCAUCAUGUUUGGGUUUUUCCGAAGAAGAAACAACUCGCGCAUCCCUAGCAGGCGCACCUGUCGCGGGAGGAGAGUUAGAGGAGUCAGAUUUGGAGGCAGGAGUUGGUUUGCCAGGCGGUUCCCCUCCUACUGUAGCCCCACCUCGCGACCACGCCCAUCACAAUGUGAUGACAAGUUCCUUCGCCCUGAAAGCCCUGACAGUGAUAGCGGUUUCCAGGGGCAACAGCAGGAAAUUUCUCAAACUACUACGUUUCAACAAGUUGAAUGGAGACGGCAACGAGGUCCAAGACGACAGAAGCCUCAGAGUCCCCAACGUCGACCUGGACCCCAGCGUCCGAGGCCUCAACAACGUCCGAGGCCUCAACAACGCCCGCGGCCCCAACAACGUCCGAUGCUUCAACAGCGUCCGACACAGACCCCACAAACUUUAACGAUUGGUCAAACAACGGUCAUACAACAAGAGCAAACGGUGACCCAGGAGCCAGAAGUGUGUGAGCCGGUGGUCCCACUGCCGGAAAAACCAAAGCCAGAAGUGUGUGAGCCGGUGGUCCCACUGCCGGAAGUACCAAAGCCGGAAGUACCGAAGCCGGAAGUGCCGAAGCCAGAAGUGUGUGAGCCGGUUGUCCCACCUCCGGUAGUGCCAAAGCCGGAAGUGCCGGAGCCGGAGGAACCGGAGGAACCGGAGGAACCGGAGGAGCCGGAGGAGCCGGAGGAGCCGGAGGAGCCAGAAGAGCCGUUGGAGCCAGAGGUUGAGGAAGAAGAGCUGGCAACAAAACUGCACGUGACUGGGGUCGACCUUCACUACGCCGACAAUGCCAAGGAGCAUCACACUGAUAUGUACGCAUGCGCGAAGGGAACUGAAGAGAGAGACGCAGAGCUUGUUCUUCGUAGAGGUCAAGAUUUCAAGAUGACAAUUACUUUCGACAGGCCGUAUGACAUCAAGAAGAACGAUAUCACGUUAACGUUUAAUUUGGGUGACGACUACAAGCCCAACAAAGGUUUGAACGCAUCCUUCAGGGUGGACGAAACUGGAGCCACCGUGUACAAGCCGAAGAGCUGGGGUGCUACGGUCAUCGGUCAAAAGGGCAACUCCCUCACUCUGUCCGUCUUCGUUCCGGCAACUGCACCCAUCGGCGAGUGGGAGUUUGCUGUUCAAACUAUCGUGGACGUCAGGGACGGCAAGAACAUUGUCUGGCAGUACAACCACACAGCGGACGUCAUUGACAUCAUAUUCAAUCCAUGGUGCAAAGAGGACUGGGUGUACAUGGAGGACGACGUGUGGAGGACAGAGACGGUCCUCAACGACAACGGCACUCAGUACUACGGUACCUACAAUCAGCUCGCAGUCAAAGCAUGGGCCUACAACCAGUUCAACUAUGGCAUAUUGGACGCUGCUCUUCACCUUGUGAGGAAAGCGUUCGGGUUCCAGGCCGCUCCAGCUAUGGCCAGCCCAGUCAGAGUCUCCAGGAUGAUUGCCCAGAUUAUUAACUCCAACGAUGAUGACGGGGUUCUCAUGGGGAACUGGAGUGGGAAGUUUGAUGGGGGCGUUGCCCCGUCCACGUGGGUGGGUAGUGAGAAGAUCUUGUUGGAGUAUAUGAAGACAGGCAAACCAGUGCGGUACGGCCAGUGCUGGGUGUUUUCCGCUGUCACCACGGCUGUGUGUAGAGCUAUUGGGCUGCCCUGUCGCAGUGUCACCACCUUCGCCUCUGCCCACAACACCGACUUGGCCAGGCUCAGCGUCGACGUCAUCAAAACAGAGGUGGACGGCGGUGUGAAGAAGUUCAAGGACGAUUCUAUUUGGAACUUCCACGUGUGGAAUGAGGUUUACAUGAGACGCCCGGAUCUGAACACAGACGCCAUGAAGUACGAUGGGUGGCAGGUUAUUGAUGCCACCCCCCUGGAGCGUAGCGAUGGUGUGUACGUGUGUGGCCCAGCUCCUGUGGUUGCCGUCAAAGAAGGUCACUUGAAAAAGGGUGACGACACCUGCUUCGUCUACGCCGAGGUGAACGCCGACAAAGUGGAAUGGAUGAACAACAAGCAGCUCAAUACCUUGGUGGAGACAAAGCGUAAUAGAUAUUCUGUGGGCAAGAGCAUCAGCACCCACAAACCGACAGGCAAGGCGUAUGUUAGCGGUCUGGAGAGAGAGGACCUCACUAAUCUAUACAAGCACGCUGAAGGCUCAGAUGAGGAGAAGGAGAUUUACAGGGAGGCAGAGAAGCUGUUCCGUCUGAUGAACGGCGACGACUCCGCCCCCAGUGCGUCUGAGCCACAGGCUGCAAACCUUGACAUUGAGAUUGAGGAGUUGGGCGACGCCAGUGUGGGCAGUCCAUUCACCUGCAAGGUGAAGGUCAAGAACAACAACACGGCUGAUCGAAGUGCCAAAGUCAGCCUCAAUGUUCUCUACAAGACUUAUUUCGACACUGUCACGGGGAUUGCUGCUCAAAAAUCAUGUGACGAGAUCAAGCUGAAGCCUGGCGCCAGCGAGGAGUUCACCAUAGACGUAACUGAAGAACAAGCUAACCUGAGACCUCGAGAUGACUUCUACUUUGAAGUGAAGGCGGCGGCUGUGUGCAGGGAGGAUGAGAGGGACAAUGCCACAAAGGACCUGGACUUCCGCCUGAGGAAACCCGACCUGACGCUCUCGGGUCCGGCCACCUGCAGCCUCUCUGAUACAAUCCAAGUAGAAGCCUCCUUCAAGAACCCGCUGUCGGUGCCGCUGACGGGGUGCUCGGUGUCGCUGGCAGGAGGAUUCGACCCAGUUGGCAUUGCCUCAGAUAAAAUCUAUAUCGAUUCUGUUGGCGCCGGUAAGACUUGGAGCUCCACUUUCGAUGUGUCUCCCAAAGAGGCUCCCCGUGGCCAGGUAGAACGAGCUCUGUAUCUGGGGUUCGACUCACAAGAGCUCUCCGAUGUCAGUGGGAAUUAUUCUACAAAACUUGUGUAAAUCCUCUCGGUGUAUGAAGCCAGUGACAACGUUGCAUGUAGCUGUAACGGGCUGAAAAAGGGUUUUGAAAAGUCGGUUGUGUAGAUAAUGUUCA
This is a messenger RNA of Haliotis rubra (blacklip abalone), 3101 nucleotides long. Its product is annotated as annulin-like. Gene Ontology annotation, molecular function: protein-glutamine gamma-glutamyltransferase activity. NCBI's taxonomy places the organism in Eukaryota, Metazoa, Mollusca, Gastropoda, Lepetellida, Haliotidae. The record is from RefSeq and is a predicted model, not a curated record. The coding region runs from base 71 to 3007 and encodes 978 amino acids. Gene Ontology annotation, biological process: peptide cross-linking. The transcript is spliced from 18 exons.